AUGGCUGCUGUGUACAAAUCUAUUUCCAAAUCCAGCGCUCCAAAGGCGGAAGCGCCUAGCAAUGGCAUCAAAAAGAACAAGCAGAGGGUUCUGAUUCUUUCCUCCAGAGGCGUCACCUACCGACACCGUCACCUCCUUAACGAUAUUGCAUCUAUGCUUCCUCACAGUCGAAAGGAUGCAAAGUUCGAUUCCAAGACCAAGCUUUACGAACUGAACGAGCUGGCCGAGCUUUACAACUGCAACAAUGUUCUAUUCUUUGAGGCAAGAAAGGGCAAGGAUCUCUACGUUUGGCUCAGCAAGGUUCCCAAUGGACCUACCAUCAAGUUCCACCUUCAGAACUUGCACACAAUGGAAGAACUCCAUUUUACCGGCAACUGCCUCAAGGGAUCACGACCUGUCCUCUCUUUUGACGGCGCUUUUGACAAGCAGCCUCACCUGCGAUUGAUCAAGGAGCUCUUCCUCCACACCUUCGGAGUUCCCCAAGGUGCCCGAAAAUCCAAGCCCUUCAUCGACCAUGUUAUGGGAUUCAGCUUCGUCGACGGCAAGAUUUGGGUUCGAAACUAUCAGAUCAACGAGGUUGAGGCGACAACGAAGGAAGCAGAAGAGGAUGAGGAGUCGAAAUCCAAAUCUAGGUCUGGAAAGCCGGAUACUGACAUCAACCUGGUCGAGAUUGGUCCCCGAUUUGUCCUGACCCCCAUUGUGAUUCAAGAGGGCUCCUUUGGCGGUCCCAUUAUCUACGAGAACAAGGAAUUCGUGUCACCGAACCAGGUCCGCGCCGACCUCCGAAGGACGAAGGCCUCGCGACACAAUGCACGCGCUGAGCAAGAGGUGGAGAGACGGGCCAGGAAGGGCGAUCUCGGCCUCCGAUCUGCUGGUGGUCAGCGUCCUGCCAAGGAUGAGCUGGAUACCAAGAUGCUGUUUGCCUAG
Fusarium coffeatum is the source of this 927-nucleotide messenger RNA. RefSeq lists its product as uncharacterized. Gene Ontology annotation, biological process: ribosomal large subunit assembly; rRNA processing. Bases 1 to 927 code for a protein of 308 amino acids. The record is from RefSeq and is a predicted model, not a curated record. Lineage: Eukaryota; Fungi; Ascomycota; Sordariomycetes; Hypocreales; Nectriaceae. The transcript is spliced from 3 exons. Gene Ontology annotation, molecular function: rRNA binding. Gene Ontology annotation, cellular component: nucleolus.